Calliphora vicina (urban bluebottle blowfly) is the source of this 2180-nucleotide messenger RNA. RefSeq names its product sneaky (gene snky). Gene Ontology annotation, cellular component: membrane. The transcript has 10 exons. The record is from RefSeq and is a predicted model, not a curated record. The annotation marks the transcript as partial. Lineage: Eukaryota; Metazoa; Arthropoda; Insecta; Diptera; Calliphoridae.
UAUUUUAUUUUGAUAAAAAUGACUUUACGCUCGUUUUUGAAAUUAAAUUGUGUACCAUUCUAUUGCAUUUGGUAUGGCAAGAGAAAAGAUACUUGGAAAAAGACCAGGUACAGUAGCAGUGCUUUAACUGGAACACUUUGUGCUUGGCUGAUGUGCAAAUGCAUGUUUGCAUCAUUAAUCAUACCGAAAAAAUAUGAAAAUUCAAUACUAUUGUUAACAAUAUCAAUUGUAGUUAGUGGAUACGUCCUUACCGAUGCUAUGAAAUGUGUAACUCUAAUGAUGUUUAUAUCAUUAAUGGGAAAGUCGGGACGAAGUUAUAUGCGAGCAUUAUGCUUUGCCUUUGUUAUAUCGGGUCCAAUCGAAAAUUUAUCUACAAACACUGGUGAAGUUAUACGAGCAUUUUCCUGUUCCAAAAUAUUGGCUAUUAAUCUAACACGUACACGUUUUGAUUUGAUGACAAAACCAUUCCAAAAAACCUUGGGACACAUGAAAGAAGACAUUAAAGAUGUCCAAAAUACAUUCAAUGAGCUGAGAGAUGUUACGAAAGUCCUACAUGAAGAAGUAAUGUUGAAUGAUCUAGAUAUAAAUGCAAAUGUCACGAGUGCAGAAAAUGCCACAGCAAUCGAAUAUAGUCGCCAUAGAGUUUUACCCAUUAAUGGAAAUUCCAAACGAUCAGAGGAUCAAUUUAAUGCAGAAUAUGUUGAAACCCGAUAUAAAAAUAAGUUUAGACAGCGAUGUCUUAGACAGUUGGACAGUGGCAAGGCUCGUUGUAGAAAAGCAUUUUCAAAAGCUCUAGAAAAAUGCUAUGACAAAAUGCCGUUUAUUAUUAAGACGUUGAUUUGUUGGCCAUUCAAGGUGGAUUUUAUAUGUAAAAUAAAUAUAUUGGGUAAUCCAGAGAAGAUCUGUGAUCCUUCGGAUGCUGUGCCAGACAAUUUUGGAGAAACUUACAUUGAGUUAGCUGGAACUGAAAAUCAACUUUACGAAGAUAGUUCCAGUGUUAAAGUUAACUACACAAUUUUGAGUCCGGAUGCAAUGCCCGGAGUGAAAUCGGCUGAGGAAACUGCUAAAAAUGUGGCAAAUGAGUUUAAAGUUAGAAAAAGAAUUUUUGAUUCAAUUCUAAAAAUACUCCAACAAUUUUUAGGAUUUAUGAUUUUGAAAAUUUUGUACGUUUGUAUAAAAUAUCAUAAGAAGUACAAAAUGGAUCUGGAUCACGAUAACAUUUAUAUAACGGAUUAUUUCAAGCACGUGGAUCGAAGAAGGAAAUCACUCGGCAAACAUUCGUUGUUGCCACUUAAGAAGUAUGAAAGAAGAAAACUUAUUGAUGCUGAUCAUUCCUGGCAUCGUACACAAGAAGAAUCACAAGCAGUCACAUUUAACUUAUUACAAUUCUCUUUGGAAAUUGUAUCGGGCUGCUUCUUUUUAUUCCUCGACUACGUUAUUUCGUCCGUUUUUUUGAUAAUACGGAAUAAUUCGGAAAUGUCAUUUGUUCAGGAAGGAGAACAUACGAUAAAAUUUCAGAUACAGGGUUCAGGACUAAUAGCAAGACUUUUAAGAAAUACAAUGGGUAAUUUUAAUAUGCAUGAAACUGUAUCAACGUACUUAACUAAUGAGACGUGUUUGCCUAAUCCAACAACUUUGUCGAAAAGUUUUUAUUUGAAACUAGCAAGUUUAUACACAGUUGUAUUGCUACUGAUUUAUCAAAGCAGUAGUUUUUUACGCAUGCGUCGAUUAAUCUGUGGAUAUUUCUAUCGAAAGCGAGAACGGAAUCGAAUAUUGUAUCUGUACAAUUGUUUACUAAAGCAAAGACGGAGCCUAAGGGAGACUAUGAUUAGAGAGGCAAGAUAUAAUUUUGCAAAUCGUCAAAUACGCUUAAAAGCUAAUUUAUUCUUGAUCUUGCGACUAAAAUGGCCCCAUUAUUUCAAUUGGUUGGUAAAAUUCCAUAUUGGACGUCGAAAAUGUGUUAUAUGUGGCGAAUUGGAAGAUUCAAAAUUCGUCUUCUGCAGAAAUUCAGCGUGUAAAGUUUCCUAUUGCAAUGACUGUUUUAAUGAUAUUGAAAAUACUUGCUGGAUUUGUAACGAUGCCUUGUCAGUGGAAAUAAUAUUAAAUUUUAAUGAUUUUUUCGAACAAUUCUCUUUUGUAUAAUUAAAAAUACAUACAUACAAAAGUUUACCCACUAAACG